AUGAAUAUGAAACCUGUACUUCUAUUAUUUCCAAAAACUCUACUCAAAUCAUUUUCUGAUAUCAAUGAACUUCCAUUAUCUUAUCGUCAUCUUACUAAAGGAAGACAAUUUACCGUGGGUGAUCAUAAAUUACGAGUUCAACGUCAAAAUGAUUCAACUGCUGAAUUUUAUUGUUUUCAAAGAAGUACAAAUGGAAAUGAAGCUCAUUUAAUUUCAUCAUCAGUAGAAACUUAUUCAUUAGUUCAAGAUAUUGAACCACCAUCGGAUUAUGAACCAAAAGAAGUAAAUUUUCGAUCAGAAUUUCCAAAACAAUUAAAACUUCGUUGUUUACCAUUUAGUUCAGAUGAACCAAAAACUGUUGUCACAAAAUCAACAAUAAAAAAGAAAAGAAAACGUUUUGCUGAUUAA
Molecule: messenger RNA, 408 nt
Organism: Rotaria sordida
Lineage: Eukaryota; Metazoa; Rotifera; Eurotatoria; Philodinida; Philodinidae
Source: the annotation of a GenBank genome assembly